Molecule: messenger RNA, 561 nt
Organism: Brassicogethes aeneus
Lineage: Eukaryota; Metazoa; Arthropoda; Insecta; Coleoptera; Nitidulidae
Source: the annotation of a GenBank genome assembly
AUGCAGAACCGUUUACCUAUGCAAGAUAAAUUUUUUAAUCAGUUAGUGUUUAUAACACCAAAGAUUGCUUUGGCAUUAGAGAGGCCUGAGGAAUGCCAGCAACUGUUGGAGGUUACAUCAAAAUUUCAGCCAAUCAUAGAUAAAGAAAAUGAAAUUGCAACAGAGUGGCGAAAUAUUCAAUUUCACUUCAGUGAUGAAGAGAAGGUUGAACUACUGGAAUUACCAAUUUCUAAAUUUUGGCAUAAAAUAAGAGAAACCAAAGACUUUAACAAUAAAACUGAACGUCUGGAGGAAGUUAAGGAACUAAAAGCUCAAAGCUCAACUAAAUCUACUGAAGUAUUACCAGAAACACUUGUUGAAGACAUCAUUGCAGAAAUUUCGGCUCGCGAAAAAAAGAGGAAAAAUAUAAUAUUGUUCAAUGUUCCAGAACCUGUUGGCAACAAUAAUACCGAACGCUUAGCUCAAGAUAAGCAAACUGCUGUAGAUCUCAUAUCCCAUAUAUCUUCUGAAACCAGAAUUGAGAAUCAACCAUUUCGUCUGGAGAGGCUGACGUUUUUGUAA